GUCUGGGAACGUAGGUGAAGAAAGCACUCCGCAUCCUUCUGUGUUAAACAAAAAUUGAAGGCGUAAGGGUGAGAAAAAUACAAUAAGAAAAUCAAAUGGUGGCGAAAGACGUCUCCGGGACCUCUCGUGCCGGAGACAUAUUCUCGCGACUAUUGUCACCCAAAGGAAUAGCCGGGGGCCUCUCGCUGCUCUUGUGCGUUACCACGACUCAGUAUUUCUUUUAAGAGCUACAACAAACUUGUACCAAAGGAUUACCACCCAGUAGGUACUCCGACACACCACAACAGCUUAGUAGUUGCAGUUACAGUACCGGUCGUUUUUCCAGCUCCGGAAAAAAGGCAAGAAUCCGUGUUCUUAAGGGUGUACUUGUGAUGUUGGCACCUCUAAUCUUCCGCGCCUCCUCAACUGAACCGUGAGCAAGUCCAGAAAGACUUUCUGGCGUUCGAGGACCUGCGCCCGAAGUAUUAUCACAAUUUCUACGGCGCCCCAGAUGCAGAAUUUGAUUGGUGUGAGUCCAAUUACGUCUCGCUUUUCCUGCUGCCGUAUUACAUCAACGUUCCGAGCCUGCUUUCGUCGUUCGAAAUUGCAGUACUAGGACGUAGUGGAGUUGGCGGAGAAACGAAAAGACACGAACCAGUCGUGGAAUUUCUGGAAAUUCCGGUAGCAGAAUUCUGGAACACCUUGUCCAGUUUCUUGUACAUUCUACCGGUGCUAACAGUGUGGUGGUAUCGGCCUGCACCUAAUUACAUUUACUCGGCGGUGGCUAAACGAGGACUCCUAUUUUUGACCUCGAUCUUCAUUGGGACCACGCUUUUCCACGCAACGCUGCGGUACUGGGCGCAUCUCAUCGAUGAACUGCCGAUCUACUACAUCAUGGUAAACGCAAAUGUGGGUGUGUGGGCAACCAGACGUCGCAUGUCGGAAAAGGUGAUAUGGAAAACGAAAAUCACUGUGUGGAAAUAGAAGAAGUUUGCAAGAAGUUGAUAUACAGUUGGGGCUUUUUCGAGGUGUUAGCUAUUCGCAGCGUCAUCAGUAAUUAGUCAAUGCUGGCUGUGAGCCGUAAUAAAGAGCCCAUCUGUACAAAAAACUGGAAGAAGAUACAACUUAUCUUGCUUCUAAGUCCUGAGCGAUAAUUCAUUGAGAGUAUGGAUUCACACGAAUAGGUUUUUUCAUUACGUUAUUUUGCUUCUAAUUAGUGCGACUUCCCGAUGCUACAGUACGUCAGUAGUCAAAAUUCUUGCGGGAAUCCUUGCAGGCUUGCUGAGCAUCGGCAUUUUAGCCACUGUCGGGAAGGAGUAUGCAACCACGCAUCAGGCGCUUCGCGGCAUCUUGAGUACGUCGUUCUCAGCUAUGUUUGUCCAUCUGUUCUACGUGAAGGCCAGAUUACUGGAGGAGCUCACCGAGGCCACUGGUGCUCAUCGGAAAAACACGACUCCUGUUUCAGUAGACGAAGGCAAACCAAGUGGAGAACAAGUGAAGACAAGUAGAGUAACAGGAAGUACUAGUGGUAAAAAGAACAGCAAAAGCGUUGGACGUGGCAAGCGAAAGGAUUCUAGCAGAGGAAGGACACCCACAUCAACGCAGAGGGUAACCAUGAGACAUCAGCGAGCAGAGAAGUCGCGAGGUCGCAGUGGAGAAGAAGUCCCUUCAGGGGGGUCUACUGCUCUUGUUCCAUCAACAGCAGAGAAUCUGGCCAAGCCUGAAGAUGAAGCAGGUCCUCGCACUUCUAUUACAGACGAGAGGAGAAGAAGUCUUAGAGACGGCUCGGAAAAAGAUCAUCUCCGGCAAAGCGUCGCUGAGGCCAGAAGUUUGUUUCAUCUUGCUUUUCUCGAGUUUCUUAUCGGAAUUGUAUGCUGGAUUGUGGACAACGGUUUCUGCACUUUCUUGAGAACACGACUACCAUUCUAUCCGCAAACUCACGCUUGGUGGCAUUUUUUCACCACUCUGGGACUUUAUCUUACGGCUCACCCUAAUGAAUCCAUCGCCAGAAGUAUCUUUCUUAGGACUGUUCCAUAAGGGGAAAACGGCCUAAAGAUGAAUCCUGGGAUGGAUUAGGGUGAGCUCUAAUUAUCACAUGCUCGUCAUGACUGAGAUGGUUGAAAAAGUUUCCGCUACCGUCGUUGUCCUCACUACAGCCUCGUCUACUAGCGGUAGACCAUUAACAUCAGCAAAGUCGCUCAAUGCAACUACAGACUCAUCUAGUAGACCACCAACAAGAUCAAAAUCAACAUCAUCAAGACCAGAAAAGAACGCCAUUAUUGUACCUGUUGUAGCUGUACCAGGCAUAAAAACAGUAUGGGGUGGAUUCGUCCAUGUUUUAGAUGUGUCAACAUUACACACGGAGAUGAAAAGCUCUGAACAAGAUCUUGCUCACAUGGUUCUUCGUGAGAACAACCUGGCAUCAAGCACGGACAUCGCCUACGGGUUUCUUGGAUGAAGAAAGUUCUAUUCUUCGGCUGCAACUCUGAUGGUAAUGCAGUAGCUGCUGUUCCUGGUAGUUAUCUGCUCAACUCUGUCACUGUCACCUCGAGUCCGAAUGAAAUAGCAUUUAUUUGUGAAGGAGGAACAACAAGUACAAGAAGAUGCAUUGAUUUAUAUUUGUUUCUGGUACAACACAACUUUGCUCUGAAGAUAUGAAUGUGAAG
Molecule: messenger RNA, 2645 nt
Organism: Amoebophrya sp. A25
Lineage: Eukaryota; Dinophyceae; Syndiniales; Amoebophryaceae
Source: the annotation of a GenBank genome assembly